AUGAUUGCAAUUCUGUUGGUGUUGGUUGGAGCGGCCUCCGCAGCGACUGUAACGCCAAUCGCUGAGGACCCAGUGGAAGCGGUAUGUAGAUUGUUGUAAGUGCAAAAAAAAGUAUUGGUAAGUAUCAGUCUGUCGGGAAAAUAAUGACCCUACUGACGUUGCGCCGAUCGCGUCGCUGAAGUGAAAAGCAAUUUUUUUUUGCCGCGACACAAUUCAUUUUCUCAGCGGCGAUGCGAUUUUCGAUGCGACAGAGUGGGGGGUUAUUUUCCCGACAUGCUGAUAAUAAGCGAUGACAGCGACUUUAACGUCCUUUUUCAAACUUCAGCCCCGCUGAGCGCAGAGAGGGAAUUCGCGGCCUAGUGGAUUGCGUUUACGGUGCAAACAUAACCGCAAAACACGUGGUUUACCAUAUUUUCCUCCACAAACAUAAACCCCCGUUCAUUUCGUUGGUCGAGACGGCGGAAUCGGACGAAUGGAGAAGAUGUCUGAUCCAAGCGAACGACAGUCUUCUAGUCGCCGUUGGAAACGUUGGCGGCGAGUUCGCAAGACUCGCAUUGGAUGGGAAGACGCCCGUUACGCGGGAGGACGCUGGCUACGAGCCUGCCGACGUGCUCGACGUCUACCAUGAGAUUUGCAACACCACGUAGGAUUUUAUUUGCUUUAAAACCAAAAAAAAACGACGCUUUGAAGAGCGUUUUUGCGCUUCUUUCUUUCUUUUGGCUUUCCGUACUUGCGGAAAAUUUUUUUUUUUCACGGAAAAGGAGAAAGGGAGAAUUGUUAGAUAAGGUAGGUACUUUGCGACAAUUUGGUUGAUGCUAAAUGGGAUGUUUUUUGCCGCUGGAUCAGAUCCGCCACUGUUGAGGACAAUCUCACGAUUUUUUAACUUUGUGACACCAUUUUUUCUAUGAGGAAGAGACUUGAUUCAAAGUUGGGUCAAGUCUUUCUUUCGGUGAAAAUGGCCAAAAUCCUUGUUUAAAGUUGUCCACCGACAAAUUUCAGCCCCAGCUUCUCGCUUCCAUGCCUGUGGGAAGAAGGAACGGUUAGUGGAAUAAAUGAAAACGCUCUGCGCCGUCAUUACCGUCUGCUCGAGUUCUACGGCGCUUUUUCUUUUCUGGGCGAACAGUUCAACCCGGGAAGGUGAGUGGACUAGCAACUUUUUUGAAAGCUAACAUGAUGUACUCAGCUCUGAUAAAAACUCUUUUUUUAGGUUCUGCAGUUUCGACCUGGCCGACAAAUUGAACCCGACCGUUUACACAGACGGUUGGAAGGCCGGAGACCCUAUUAUCACAAAAUGCUUUGAAAGCGACGCAAAGAAUCUGGUCUUCUUGGUGAACGCGGUGAUGCUCUAA
Messenger RNA from Bursaphelenchus xylophilus (pine wood nematode), 1349 nucleotides. NCBI's taxonomy places the organism in Eukaryota, Metazoa, Nematoda, Chromadorea, Rhabditida, Aphelenchoididae. The record is from the annotation of a GenBank genome assembly.